AUGAUUGCAAUAUUUUCUGAUAUGGUUGAAAGAAAUCUUGAAGUGUUUAUGGAUGAUUUUUCUGUGUUUGGAAAUUCUUUUGAUGAUUGUUUGCACCAUCUUUCUCUUGUUUUAAUUCGUUGCAAAGAAAUGAAUUUAGUUCUUAAUUGGGAAAAAUGUCAUUUCAUGGUUAAAAAGGGAAUUGUCUUAGGUCAUGUGAUUUCAUCUCAAGGAAUAGAAGUUGAUAGAGCAAAAGUAGAUCUUAUUUCAAAACUUCCUCCACCUAAGACCGUAAAAGAAAUUAGAUCAUUCUUAGGACAUGCCGGUUUUUAUAGAAGAUUCAUAAAAGACUUUAGCAAAAUCUCACGCCCUUUAUGUCAUUUACUUGGAAAAGAAAAUGCUUUUGUCUUUGAUAAUGAAUGCCAUGUUGCCUUUGAAAAAUUGAAAUCCCUUUUGACUCGUGCACCCAUUAUUCGCCCUCCUGAUUGGAAUGUUCCUUUUGAAUAA
Molecule: messenger RNA, 486 nt
Organism: Cannabis sativa
Lineage: Eukaryota; Viridiplantae; Streptophyta; Magnoliopsida; Rosales; Cannabaceae
Exons: 1
Coding region: 1-486 (161 amino acids)
Source: RefSeq, a predicted model, not a curated record